Messenger RNA from Symbiodinium natans, 390 nucleotides. Lineage: Eukaryota; Dinophyceae; Suessiales; Symbiodiniaceae. The record is from the annotation of a GenBank genome assembly.
AUGUCAGCAGCUUACCAAGUCCUCAGCGAUCCCAAGCAAAGAGCGGACUUUGACCGCUUCGGGAAGGGCGCCGAGCACGUGCCGGAUCCAAAUGAUGAGUGGCGGCAGGGCCUCAAGAAGGCGAAGAAAAUUGUCACGGCCACCGAGCAGGAGAUCACGAGGCUGGUGGCUCGAUCAAAAAAGAUGAGCAAGAAGCUGUCGGCCGAGAUGCAGAAGCUCAUCCAGAAGCUCCAAAGCGAGCCAAAGUACGUGGCUGCGAAGCGCUUCGUGGUGGACUGUGCCGCUGAAAGGGCCAAGCAGCGGCAGGAGCUCCUGGCCAGCUUGGAGGCUGCCGCAACGCGGCCAGCCGACCCGGACGUGGAGGCGCGGAUGUUUUUGCGCUGCUCUUAA